AUCAAUCUGUCCACAUUUGAAAUGGCGCGAGAGGAACAAUGAUGUGUGGCAUUUUCUGACGACUUAUAAUUGCACUUGCGUGCCCAGAAUAUUGAAUAAGAUUAGCUGAGCUGAGGAGAGCAACGAUUAGUUGGUGUUCAUCUCUUCAACCGAAUACAGUCAAAUCAGUAUACUUUGAGCAAUGAAGUGGAGAGAUCCAGAAGACGAGUAUUCCUUGAGACCUAAUCUCAAGAGGGAAGAUGUUAAGAAGAUUCAGGAAUGGAUCUCCAAGCAACCACAUCUUCCCAAAAUAUCAGAACUGGAAACAAUUCUUUUUCUUCAUUCCUGCUACUACAGUUUGGAACAGGCCAAAAAAACCAUAGAUAUUUACUACACAAUCAGGACACAUUCACCAGAAUUCUUUGCCAAAAGAGAUACCAGUGCUAGUGAAAUAUUGGAUAUGAUGGAAAUUCAAUUACAAAUACCAUUACCAGGACUCACCCCAGAAGGAUAUAAAAUUAUUUUUGUUAAUCUAUUGGACUACGUUGCCAGUAAAUAUAAUUUUACAGCGUCCCUGAAGUUAUACUCCUUCGUCAGUGACCUCCACUUGUGGACUGAGGGAACAGCAGAAGGACAUAUUUUGUUAGUUGAUAUGCAGGGCAUGAAUCUUGGUCAUAUAGCACGUUUGGGCCUUAUUCAAAUGAAGAAGUACAUAACAUACCUCCAAGAUGCUCUUCCUUUACGAAUUAAAGGAUUGUACUUCAUAAAUGCUAAUGCUAUCACUGAUAAACUUAUCGUAAUGAUGAAGCCCUUCAUGAACAAGUACCUCACAUCAAUUCUACAGGUAUUCACGACAAUGGAAUCAGUCUACAAAGUUAUUCCUCAGGAGUUAUUCCCCAAGGAGUUAGGUGGACAGAAUAAAGAUUUUGCGCAACUUCAGCAGGAUAUGAAAGAUUCUCUAGCUGCACAUCGUGACUUUUUCCUUGAGCAGGAAAAUACAAGGGAUGUAAAUGAGAGCCUGAGACCUGGGAAGCCCAAAACAGCCAAUGAUCUUUUUGGUAUCGAGGGAAAUUUUAAGAAAUUAGACAUUUCUGCAAUGGAGCCUCCUUCGUUAGACUUGGCUAAAGUGUACGAAAGUAAAAGUCCUCAGCUAAAACGAGAAGAUGUGACGAUUUUGCAAGAGUGGAUCAAUGCUAGGAAAUAUAAUACGACUGUAUUGGAUGAGAUUGAUUUAAUUUCCUUCCUCUGCGAGUGUGAUUAUGACGUUGAAAUGGCCAAGAAACGCAUCACAGGAACAAUUCUAUUUCGCAGUCGAGCAAAAAUUUUCCAGGAUAUCGAUAUGAGAAGUAAAAGUGUUAAAGCCGCCAUGGAGUCCGUACUCGUAUCAAGCCUAAAACUAGAAGAUGACUCUUGCAAAUUGGCAAUCUUCAUAAAAAUUCUACCCAGUGACCCUCAACAAAUAGACAUUGCAAAUGUGAUCAAGGUGAUAUUAAUGUAUAUCUAUUUGUGGUUUCGCGGACUGGAACCACCAGUUGAUCACGUAAUAAUCGUAGAUCUUGAGGUGAUCACUUUGGCACACUUGGAAGCUCUCAAUCUACAGUCAACUCUGCGAGAAUUGUCCUGCUUCUACAAUUACUUCUCAUUGGGCACAUUGAAAACACUACACUUUAUCAACGUAGGAUCAUGGAUUGAUCAGUUGCUUUCAAUCUUGAAAUCUACAAUGGGUCGUGAUUUCAGCGAAAAAAUCUGCGUGCAUACAAACGUAAACAAUCUGCUUGAGUUCAUAUCACUUGAGCAUCUGCCUAAAGAAUUGGGUGGAAAUUUUCUCGCAUUUCAUCAAUUGCAUGAGGCGAUGAAAGAAUUGCUUGGGAAGCAUACCGAUGAAUUAUUGAAGAAGUAUGAGAUUCAAUCGAAUGAAUUUCUCCAUAUUGAUUCAAAAUCUUCAAAAUCAUCUAAUCCCGAAGCUGAUUUAUUUGGUGCUGAUGGAUUUGUGUUUUUGUUGCAAGAUCAAGAGGUGGCUGAACUCAAAAUGAGGUUCAUAUCGCCCGAAGAGGAAUACACAAAACACCGAGAGCUGAAGAGAGAAGAUGUAAGAAAUAUUCUCGAGUGGCUCUGUCGUCAGCCACAUCUACCAAAUAUUACGGAAUCCGAGGCUAUCUUCUUUCUUUAUGCUUGCUACAACAGCAUUGAGCAGACAAAGAAAACCAUCGAUAACUACUAUACCAUAAGAACGCAUACAAUGGACAUUUUUCGCAAUCGCGAUGUCUGCUCCAAGGAAAUGCUGGACAUCUCCAAUGUUAUGCUAUACACACCACUACUUGAUGAUCAUCCCCAAGGGUACAAGAUCAUGUAUUGCCGUCUUAUGGAUCCAGACGUUACGAAAUACAUUCAUGUUGAUGCUGUGAAAUUAUACAAUUUCGUUUUUGACCAUUGGCUGUGGACUGAAGGAACUGCUCCUGGACAUGUGUUAAUUGUGGACAUGGACAGUGCUUGCUUGGGUCAUGCGACAAGGAUGAGUUUGUCAGUGGCAAAGAAAUACCUUCAUUUCCUUCAGGAAGCAAUUCCUGUACGUCUCAAGGGUCUUCAUGUGAUCAAUACGGCAUCGUUUAUUGACAAAAUUUUGGCGCUUAUUCGUCCUUUUGUGAAGAAGGAGCUCAUAAGUCUUGUGCAUUUUCACACAGAUAUGGAAACUGUUUAUCCAUUGAUUCCGCAGAAACUCUUUCCCAAGGAAUUUGGCGGCAAAGCUGACUCAAUACUGGAACUUCACAAGAAAAUGAAGGAAAAACUAUUUGCCAAUCGUGACUUUUUUAUCCAUGAGGAAAAUACACGGCUUGUGAAUGAAAAAUUGCGUCCGAGUGAGAAAAAGAGCACAACAGCGGAUGAGGCUUUUGGAUUCGAGGGCAGUUUUAAACGAUUAAACAUUGACUAGAAUCUCCGGAGGAAAUGGGAGCUAAAACUGGAGCAAAUAAUGUGACACUAUUUACUACGACUGGGAGACAUCAUAUUGAUCCCAAAAAAUCAUGAUCAUCGGCCCAGAACUAAAUUAUUUUUGAAUUAUUGUUUUUAUACAUUUGUACACCUGUAACACAUCUUUUUUGUUAUUACUUUCAAUUAUAUAUAAGCAAUCUGUACGGGACUCUA
Messenger RNA from Phlebotomus papatasi, 3120 nucleotides. RefSeq lists its product as uncharacterized. Gene Ontology annotation, molecular function: phosphatidylinositol bisphosphate binding. Gene Ontology annotation, cellular component: membrane. The coding region runs from base 182 to 2908 and encodes 908 amino acids. NCBI's taxonomy places the organism in Eukaryota, Metazoa, Arthropoda, Insecta, Diptera, Psychodidae. The record is from RefSeq and is a predicted model, not a curated record. The transcript is spliced from 10 exons.